This is a messenger RNA of Dicrocoelium dendriticum, 405 nucleotides long. The record is from the annotation of a GenBank genome assembly. NCBI's taxonomy places the organism in Eukaryota, Metazoa, Platyhelminthes, Trematoda, Plagiorchiida, Dicrocoeliidae.
AUGUCAAUAUCGAGGGGGGGGGUGAGGGGGGGGGGGGGGGGGGGGGGGGGGGGGGGGGGGGGUGGGGGGGAACAAAUUCAUGUCCUACUUGACAUAACAUCUUCCAUCUGCUGUAUAAAGCAAAAGAUGCUCUUAUACGUAGCUUCCUGCAAGAACAGGAACAAAAAUGAAAGGGGGGGGGGGGGGGGGGGGGGGGGGGGGGGGGGGGGGGGGGGGGGGGGGGGGGGGGGGGGGGGGGGGGAGGGGGGCAAAUUACUCCAGCCAAAUUCUUGUCUUCGCAAGAUGCCUUUGGCCAAGCAUGAAAUAGUUAAAUGGUAUCAUACUUACAUUAAGCAACGCAAAUGUGGUUUUGUAUGGUGGCCGCGUUUUCUUGACGUUGUAUCUGUCAUCCGUGUGGACUUUUGA